Messenger RNA from Podarcis lilfordi (Lilford's wall lizard), 14602 nucleotides. The record is from the annotation of a GenBank genome assembly. Lineage: Eukaryota; Metazoa; Chordata; Lepidosauria; Squamata; Lacertidae.
GCAGUCCCGCUUCCGGCGCCGCGGCCAUGGAGGCUCCGGGCGGGCUGGAGGCGCUGCGCUGUCGCCGCCGCCGCCUCUGCCUCUCCUCUCCGGGCGCCGGGAGUCCCUCCGCGGGCGGGGGCGGCGGCUCUGCGCUGCCCUGGGGGCGCCUGUCGGCCUGGCUGGAGUGCGUGUGCGCCGUCACCUUCGACCUGGAGCUGGGCCAGGCCGUGGAGGUGGGUGAGGCGCCCCCCGGAGCGCAGGGAGUUCCGCAGGUCGGGCAGCGAGGAGGCGCCUUCCCUUCCCGCGGGAAGCGGAGCAGAUUCUCCGCCGGCUCCUUCGGGGCCACUAAGUAGCUCGGCUGAGGCCCCGCUGCUUCUUGGGUCGGGGCUCCCCCGUUUGUGGCGACACGGAGCGUCCCCUUUGCCCACUUCUUCUGCUGGGUGGGUGGGUCACUCUGAGGGAACAUAAUAAAAAUAAAAAGAUAAUUAUUUAUUCGCCCCCCACCUGGCUGGGUUUCCCCAGCCACUCUGGGCAGCUUCCGACAAAAGGUUAAAAAUACAUUAAAACAUCAGUCUUUAAAAAGCUUCCGUGUACAGGGCUGCCUUCAGGUGUCUUCUAAACAUCAGAUAGUUGCUUAUCUCUUUGACAUCUGAUGGGAGGUCAGGCACCACCGCCGAGAAGGCCCUCUGCCUGGCUCCCUGUAACCUCACUUCUCAGGAGGAAGACCUCCGUGUACAGACAGGGAUGGGGGCGGAGAUGCUGCUUCAGGUAUACUGGGCCAAGGCAGUUUGGAGUUUUAAAGGUCAGCACCAACACUUGAAUGGUGCUUGGAAACGUACUGGGAGCCAAUGUAGGUCCUUCAGGACUGGUGUUAAAUGGUCUCGGCAGCCGCCCCCAGUCACCAGUCUGGCUGCCGCAUUCUGGAUUAGUUGCAGUUUCCUGAUCACCUUCAAAGGUAGCCCCACGUAGAGCGCAUUGCAGUAGUCCAAGCGGGAGAUGACUAGAGCGUGCACCACUCUGGCAAGACAAUCUGCGGACAGGUAGACAGCUGCCCUGGACACAGAAUUGACCUGCGCCUCCAUGGACAGCUCCACCAAGUAGCUGAGCUGAGGCCCUGUUGCUUCUUGGGUCAGGGCUCCCCUGAUUUGGGCCACGCCGAGCCGUGUGCCUCCUUUGCCCCCUUCUUCACCCUGAGGGAAGAGGCUCCUUUUGGCAUCUCCCCCAGCCCAGGCUGCAUCCAGGGGCCCUGCAGCUCAGAGCAGGUGCAGACAUGAACCUCUGGCGCCUCAAGUGUUUCUGUGGCACAAGCCAGAGGUCUCCAGCCCCCCUCCAAAUGCUGCAAGGAAACUGAGGCAGCUCUUGCUGGGAGGGGCUGGGCUCUGCCACCUGCCGGGUCCAGCCACUGAGAGUUUCUCCUUUUUUUUGCAGCUGGUGUAUCCCCCUGACUACACCUUGACGGAAAAAGAGGUGAGAGGGCCCCGGCCCCACUGCUGCUGCCCUGGCCCCAAAGCCUGUGGGGUGGGGAGUGGGGGGAGGAGCUGCUCUUCACACCCUCUUCGCUUCCUGUGUUCCAGAAAACAAGCAUCUGCUACCUAUCCUUCCCCGACUCUUACUCAGGUAAGUGGGUUUGGCACAGGGUCAGGACAGAGUCAAGUAGGGAGGCAAUACAGCCAUUGAACCGCCGGCUGAUUUGAUCUGCUUUGGUAUUUGUAUUGUGUUUUUACAACAACGUCAGGUUCUAGGUGCUUGAGGCAGUGGCUCAACAGAGAACAACUUUUCUAUGGAGUUUCUAAAAUUCCCCAAACGGAUUCCUGGAAAAAGGCAGAGUCUUAAGUGGUAGCAUUCAAUCUGUCUCUCUGCAGUCACUUCAGAAUUGUUAGGGAAGGAGUUGCUGGUGUAAAGGGUAGAGGUCCUGUCCCCAAUCAGGAUUAGUGCCGUGUAUCCAACCGUGUAUCCAACUGCCCACAGCAACCCAACUCUCAGGUGGGGCAAGGGAGUCCUCUGUCUCUGGAGAUUCACGCCAGUGUCCUUUUCCAGCUUGCGUGGGGGCCUGCAGUCACCCUGGACGAUGGCUUCAGGCAUGUGGAUUUUUGAGGAGGGCAGAAUCCUCUUGAAUCCAUUGUCUCAGCCGCUCUGUUUCUCCCGCCCUGUCUCUCUCCAUCCCAGGCAGCCUGGGAGACACCCAGUUCAGCUUUCGCUUCCGUCAGUCUGGGGGGCAGCGAAAUGCAGUGGAUGGGGAUGACUUUGACUAUAACAGGGAAGCUGCUGUAUCGUUACAGGUCAGUUGUGAUACUUUCAGGGUUAAAAGCAAAAGGGCUGAGAUGCUUGGCUUUAGUCUCCAGGAGACGUAGAUUUUUAGCAUUUCUGAGAUGGAAACUAUUAUCGUUAUUACUUGUCGUUUAGUACAAAAAAUUAACUUUAAACAACUUUUUUUAAAAUGUUAAAUUUGAAAUGCAUCUAUUCUGAACGACAUCUCUGGGGAUGAACUUGUGGGGGGCCAGACUAUAUUUGGGGGGGGGGAAUGAAUGAAUUCCUAUGCCCCACAAAUAACCCAGAGAUGCAUUUUAAAUAAAAGCACACAUUCUACUCAUGUAAAAACACGCUGAUUUCCAGAUUGAGAAGGCGAUUGGGCCGCAUCCGGCCCCCUGGCCUUAGGUUGCUUACCCCUGCUCUAGAGGGUUGUAGCCGUGAGGACGUCCCUGCAGGCCAGGCGCUGGGGCUGAACGUGAUUGUGGGGGGUUGUUCACAGACACUUCUGCUUCCCCAACCCAGAGAGACCCUGCACACUACUUUGGCUACGUGUUCUUCCGACAAGUCAAGGACAGCUCUGUGAAGAGAGGCUACUUCCAGAAGGUGAGCCAAGCCUGGUUGCUCAGGAGCCUCUGACCUGAUGAGCCGUUUCCUUUGCACAAAGCUGGAGUCGCUCCUUGCCAGUGAGGCUCUGGCAGAAGAGUAGGGAGGAGCGGAGGGGGCCCAAGGAGGGGCAGCUAUGCCAAGGGCCUCAAAAGCGGGGGGGGGGGCUGCUUGUUCUCCUGGCUCCUCCAGCCUCUUCUCUUCUGGGUCUGCCGGGUGCUGCCCAAAAUGGCACGAGCCGUAAGUUUGUGCUGUAGGAAAGUGUGGUGGAGCUGCUUCCUCCUGGGCAGAUGGCAGGUCCCUUGGGGGUGUCACAGAAGCAGCUUUGGAAUUAGGGUGCUGGGCAAGAAGAGAACCAAGCAGAUUUGACCCACUGGCCUGAAACGAUGGGCAGAGCACAAGAGGGGGGCUGUGGGGAGCGACACAAGAUGGAAAAGGAAGAGGAGGAGAUGGGCAGGAUCUCUUGCAGCCCUUCCUGCGUCUUUCCGAGAGUCAUGGCUGCCCGCCAGUGUAGGAGCUGGGUGUGGAGAGGGCAGCUGAAUGGGGCAAAGCUGUGGGCAGCCAGAGGAAGCGCCAUCCCUCUUGGGCUGCCCAUAAGAAGCGAGUCUAGAGGGAGAGACGAAGGAGAUGUCUGCUGUUUCUGAAAACUCUUCUCUCUGUGGGUGAGCAAAGAGCUUGUUUGGACCCUGGCUGGGUGAGAACCCAGAGGCUGAGAGGGAGGACUUGUUAUUGAUGUAUAGAUGUCAGGAAUGUUGUAUUAUCGUAACAGUUUAAUACUUAACUAUGUUCUUGUAAUAUUUUGCGUAAGUUGUCUGCUGUUGCUUCAGUUUUCUGUACACUGCUUAGAGGUAUUUUUACUCUAUUAAAUGGUAUCGAAAUGCAGCCAUCCAUCCAUCUCUCUCUCUCUCUCUCUCCCUCUCUCCCUCUCUCCCUCUCUUUCUCCCUCUCCUCCAGUCUCUUGUCCUGGUGUCUCGCCUCCCCUACGUCAACCUCUUCCAGGCCUUGCUGCAGCUCAUAGCCCCAGAGUACUUUGACAAGCUGGACCCGUGCCUGGAGGCAGGUGAGAAGGGACUGGUUACCCCUGGGGCCAGGCCUGACGAUGGCAGGCAACAUCAUUGCCCAACCUGGCGCCCUCCAGGUGUUUUGAACUACAACUCCCAGCAGCCCCAGCUGGCCCAGGGGACAGGAAGCUGAUUGGAGUCAUGGUCCGAAAGGCCUGGAGGGCGCCAGGUUGGCCAAGGCUCCCAGGAACCUGUGCAGAGGUGGCCCUUUUGCCUGUCCUGCAUCUCCUGCUGGCCAGUUUUGCGGGGUGACCUGCUGCUGACCCCACCCCAAGAGGAAGCCCUUCUGUUUUCUCUCCAAGACGCCCCAUUGCCUGAGCCUCUCAUCUCCCAGGUACGCGGGGAGAGAUGGCUGCCGCCGUGUUGGCCUUUCCCCUCCUCCCCAGGAUGGGGGGCAAAUCAGCUGAGACGAUGGAGGGAGGCGGGGGCCACUGCAUUUGGGGUGGGGGAGUCCAGGGCUGCCUCCUAAACCAGCCUUGCCUCUUCCAGUGUGCAGCGAGAUUGACCAGUGGCCGCCGCCUGUGCCGGGCCAGACCCUCAAUCUCCCAGUGAUGGGCGUUGUCAUUCAGGUAAUAAUAAUAAUAAUAAUAAUAAUAAUAAUAAUAAUAAUUUAUUUAUAUCCCGCCCUCCCCAGCCGAAGCCGGGCUCAGAGCGGCUAACAACAAUAAAAGUAACACAGCAUUCUAAAAUCAAUUCAUUUUAAAAUCAAUUCAGAAUCAAAUUAAUGGCAACCAUUGGGCUAGAGCUCUGUGAGGAUUACCAAAGGAGGGGGGUCAGGCUGUGCCCUGGCCAAAGGCCUGGUGGAACAGCUCCGUCUUGCAGGCCCUGCGGAAAGAUGCCAAGUCCCGCAGGGCCCUAGUCUCUUGUGACAGAGCGUUCCACCAGAUCGGGGCCAUGGCUGAAAAGGCCCUGGCCUUAGUUGAGACCAAUCUAACCACCUUGCGACUUGGGACCUCCAAAGUGUUGUCAUUUGUGGACCUUAAGGUCCUCCGCGGGGCAUACCUGGAGAGGUGGUCCCGUAAGUACAAGGGUCCUAGGCCGCAUAGGGCUUUAAAGGUUAAAACCAGGUACCUGUCGGGGAUGGGGUGCAGCAGGGGAGGGGGCUCUGGGGGAGGGGCGCUCACUCUGCCUGUCCCUCUUCAUGGCGCAGGUGAGGAUUCCCUCUCGUUUGGACAAGCCUGGCUCCAGCCCUGCCAAGCCCCAGAAUCAGGAGGUGAGAGCUGCUGGGACUAGGAGGCGGCCGGGGGGGGGGGGGAGGAGGGGGCGGAUCCUGCCAUGGCCUAUGCUUUUCCCUGCGGCACAGUAAGCAGCAUUCGAUGGUCUCCCUGUGGACACUCCUUCCUUGGAGGUUUCUAAGCAGAGGUGGGGGGGGGCACCUGUCAGAGGUGCUUUAGCAACAGUUCCUGCAUUGCAGGGGGGCGGGGACUAGACGUGACGUGUGAGAAGAAUGGCUGGGUGGCAAGAUGCCGUUCUUCAGCUCAGCGGGGCAGAGAUGGCCCUUGUGGUUCGGCCUGCGGCUGCCUCCACCAGGACAGGGGCUUGUUUCUGCAUAUAACUGGGUCCUGAGCUGCUGUCAGCUGGUCUCUGCCUGGAGUUGCCAGACUGAAUCCCUCCAGGGACCUCUAAAUGCCGCUCUAUCUGACUAAGAAGACACCUGAAGGCAGCCCUGUUUAGGGAAGUUUUUUAUGUUUGAAGUUUUAUUCUGCUUUUAGUUUUCUGUUGGGAGCCGCCCAGAGGGGUUGGGGAAAGCCAGCCAGAUGGGUGGGGUAUAAAGAAUAAAAUUAUUGUUAUUAUUGUUAUUGUGACCCCUCAUGUGCUUCCCUCUGGGUGAACCACAUUGCACGGGGGGGGGGGGGGGUUUUUAUGAUGCCAACCGUGUCUCCCUUGGGAUUUGGACUGAGACUUAAAGCUCCAUUUGGGUCAUCCACUGACUCCCUUCCUCUCCCCCCCCCCCAGAACCUCUUGCCAGCCCCCCUAGUCCUCCCCAGCAUCCACGAACUGGACCUCUUCAGGUGAGAGCACUCUCUUCUUCUGCCCCCUGCUAGAAGGGGCAAGUCUGGGGAGCUGCAGAGGGCACAAGGGAGGGGAGGGGGGGUUCCUGAGUAGUAUCUGGUGGGGCAAAGGGGGGGCUCUCAGGGGAGCCUGCCUACCCUUUGGCCCAGAGCAGGCACCCCCAAACUCGGCCCUCCAGAGGUUUGGGGGCUACAGUUCCCAUCAUCCCUGACCACUGGUCCUGGUAGCUAGGGAUGAUGGGAGUUGUAGUCCCAAAACAGCUGGAGGGCCGAGUUUGGGGUGCCUGGCCAGGAGCCUCCCCAGGGAGGGGAUUUUGCUUCAGCAAAAGGUAGUUUGGAUGGCUUUAAAUGGGGGUGGACAAAUUCAUGGAAGAGAGGAGGGCAAUGGGUGGCUCCCAGCCUGCUCAGAUGGCGGCAGCCGUGGAAACCUCAGGCAGGGAGACCAGCUCCUGAGUUCCGAUCCUGAGUGUGGGUUUCCCCCUCUGGUUGGCCCCUGUGAAAAGAGGGCACUGGGGCUCCCUUGGGCCUAAUCCAGCCGGUUCUUCUGGGGUUUUGAGGGGUUUUUCCUCACCCUGGGGGGCUCCUUUCAUCCCCCUUGGGGAAUCUGGUGGCAGGAGCCCCAGAGACUCAUGGGGACAGUUUUCUCUGGGGGCAAAGCAGCUCUUGUCUCUGGGGGGCCUGAGGAGGCUUCGAUGCACCACCUCGUCCCGCUUUCCGAGGCCUGGCGAUAGGGGCGAGGGCGCCCCUGCCCCACAGUCAGCCUGCCCUGGCCUGGCCCCACCUGCCCCCUCCCGCUCUCUCCGCAGGUGCUUCCAGCCGGUGCUGAUCCACCUUCAGGCGCUGUGGGAGCUGCUCCUCCUGGGGGAGCCCCUCGUGGUCAUGGCGCCUUCGCCUGCCGCCUCCUCAGAGAUGGUCCUCGCCCUGACCAGGUGGGGGGCCGCUGGGCCCAGUUAGCCUGUUGGGGCGGGGGUGGGGGCGAAUCUCCAGAGUUGCCCCUGGUUAAAAGACCCUCAGAGCCCCUUGCCAAAGGGGAGGACAAAGGGGACCCCCUAUCAGGGCAAGGGGGGUUCUGCCAGCACCUAUAGCAGUCUUCCUGCCCCCCCUGGCCGGUUUGGGGGUGCCUGUGGGAGCCUCCUGACGGGGGCUGCCCCCUCCCUCUCCACCAGCUGCCUGGCCCCCCUGAAGUUCUGCUGCGACUUCCGCCCCUACUUCACCAUCCACGACAGCGAGUUCAAGGAGUACACGACGCGGACGCAGGCCCCGUGAGUGUCCUCGGGGGGAGAUGCCGGGGGGGGACAGACCGGGGGUUCCUAGCUGAGGAUUGACCCCCCCCUUCUCCCCCCCCCAGGCCAAGUGUUGUCCUGGGCGUCACCAAUCCCUUCUUCAUCAAGACUCUGCAGCACUGGCCUCACAUCCUGCGUCUGGGGGACCUCAAGAUGGCCGGUAAGGAGGGGUUCUGGGCCCGCCUGGCUGCGAGGAUCCUGGCCCUUGGGAACUGGGGGGGGGGGGUUGGAGGGGGGAGCAGUCCAGGGCUCAGCCAGGGGCACAGGAGCCCAUGCCCGGAAGGCCAGCCAGGCUCAGGGACAUGUUGGCUUGCAGCCCCCCACCCUUGGGCCUUGUGAUUUUACUUUUUUAAAAAAAUAUAUAUUAAAGAUUUAAACAAAACGUAUUAUCCAAAAGCAUGUCAUCCUUAAUUUUUUCCCCAUUUUCCUCCCCCCCCCCAAAACCCCACCACCACCCCGACUUCCCUCAGUUCCAGUCUUUGGUUUCUUUGUGAAUGCUGUUCUCUGCAUGUUACAAAGUUGUAUAGAUCCUUAAAAUGUUUAGCUGAUUAUUGUCAAUAAAAAAAGUUUCUGAAUGUUUAUUCAAAACCUGCCAAGGAGUCCAGUUCGCUUUGUUGCGUCUUCAAAUACUUUGUAAAGGGUUCCCAUUCAUCUUUUAAGUCACAGUUAUCCUUGUCCCAUAGCUUGUGUGUCAGUUUUGCCAGUUCUGCAUAGUCCAUCAAUUUUUCUUGCCGUGAUUCUUUAGUUGGAAUUUCUUCGGCCUUCCAUCCUUGUGCUAUUCGGACGGCCUUGUGUUUUUCCUUAGGGGAUUUGCCCAAGCAGGUCAAGGUGAAGAAGCUGGCCAAGCUGAAGACCUUGGACGCCAAGCCGGGUAAGGAGCAAGGCUCUGGCUGUGCCCCCGGGGGCCGCAAAGGUGGGCCUCAGUGGGCCUUUAGGAGCCCCUCGGUGGCUCCGCUGCUGGUGCCGUGUUCAAAAGCCGCUCCUGGAUGAGACAGCAGAGCAGAGAAGCUGGCAGGGGCUCCCCCAGCACUUGCUGGGUGGGCGGCCAGCAGGUGCCUCUCUCUCACCUGGGAAACACAGGGGGCUCCAUGGCAUUCCCUGCGAAGGACCCCCCCCCCGCCACAUGGCCUCCUGGCCUCACUUCCUUGUGGUGGUCUCUGGCUGCAGGACUUUACACCUCCUACAAGACCUUCUUGCACAAGGACAAGACCCUGAUCAAGCAGCUCUUGAAGGUGAGUGGCGGGCGCUGCGGGGGGGGAGGGGCUGGUGGCUUGGAGCCCAGUUCCCCCUUGGGGGUCAGAGCCUUCCAGGAGAGGGGCAGGGAGAGGCCGGGGCCCCCACAAGCGCCAUGACCUUCCCUCCCGCCUCGCAGGGCAUCCACAAGAAGCAGCCUUCCGACGCCCAGAGUGCCCUACUGCGCCGCCACCUCCUGGAGCUCACGCAGAGUUUCAUUAUCCCCCUGGUGAGUAGCGGCAGCGGGAGGGGGGGCAGGUGCCCCCUCCAUCCAGCCUCGGCCUGCCCAGGGAAAUGAGGAGGACGAGGAGCACAGGGGGAAGGCAGCCUUCCACUGACGUGGGCCAUGGAGGCGCGUCCCCCUCCCCGUUGCCCCCCCUGACUGGCAGCCAGGGCUCUCUCUCCCCGCCCUACGUGGGGCCUGGAGGCCUUGUGCACGCCCAGCAGGUGCUCUGCCGGGGGGCCUCUCUCCCUUUGGAGGUUGCGGUCCUGCUGCCCCCUGGGGAGGAGGCUGGCUGUUUCAAGCCAUCCCCCCCCCCCCGAGCUGCAUGAUUGUCCGGGCGGGGGGGAGGCCUCUUCUUGGCAGAGCUGAAAGGGGGUCCUCUGAUUUCUUUCUCCCUCCUGGCCUUCCCUAGGAGCACUACAUGGCGAGUCUCAUGCCGCUACAGAGGGCCAUCACCCCCUGGAAGGUACGUGGUCUCCCCCCCAGCUCAGUUCUGAGCUCUCAGGGCAGCCCUCUGGUGGCAGCGCCAGGGGGUCUUUGCCCGCUGGGUCACCCACAGGCUCCUCUGGCCUGGCUGCUGUAGGGGCCAGUCACGCAGGGCGCAUAUGGGGGGCAGCUGGCCAAGCGCAUGCUCUGCGGAGCACAGUGGUCUUUGUGGCUGCAGCCCCCUGGCCGGAAGGGAUGUCGCUGGGCUGUGGGCAUACCCGGAGGGAGUGCCCAGUUUGCCAUGGGUUCAUUCAUUCUCUCUCUCUCUCUCUCUCUCUCACGUGCUCAGAACCCCCCUCAGAUCCGCCCUUUCCAGCAGGAGGACUUCCUCAAGACCCUGGAGCAUGCUGGGCCUCAGCUCACCUGCGUGCUGAAGGGGGACUGGGUGGGCCUGUACAGGUAGGCCUUGGAGGGCUAAAACAGGAUGGAGGUGCUCUUCCCUGUGUGUGGAAAGCUAGGGUCUCAAGGAGCAGAGCAGGCAGGAGCCAUCAGGAACAAGAUUUUCAACAUCAGGGAGUUUGUCCAAUGGGGGAACCUCCAAACCCAGUACAAUCGUAUUUCGAAAUAGUACACAGUCCAAAAAGAAGGCUGCUUUUUUCCAGAAAGUGUAGGUUACCUGUUCACCCCUGAAUCUGGUGAGAGGCUAUUCCCUGGAGACCUCCCUUUCUGCAAGCAGGGAAGGGGACAUUGCUGCUCCCCUCGCUCGUCUCACGACAGCCCUUGGGGGCAGCCAUAGAGGAAGAGGGCCAGUCUUGGGGUGGGAAGUGGCUGCUGCCUUCAUUGGCAGGCAGGAGGUCCUUGCCAGCCCUGCCUGGACCCCCUGGAGAUGGAGCCUGGGACCUUCUGCACGCAAGGGAGAUGCUGUGCCCCAGAGCUCCAGCCUUCCCUGGUCGUGCGCCAGAAGAGGGCAGCCGAGGGUUGGAGCGCGCAGGCCCCUUUCAGGAGGGGGAGAGAGAGAGAGGGAAGGAGCUGGCUCUCUCUACAUCACUCCGUUUUGGCACACGUCACCCAGAAAAUGGAGCUCCCUCUUGCUGUCAUCCGUGCUCCUCGGUCCUGAGCUCCAGACCAGCUUGGCAGACUCGGCUCAGGCUGCAGUCAUUGGCCUGAUUGCUAGGGAGACACCCAAUGGCUCCCCUGGCUCAGCUCCUUGCAGACCCCCCCCCAUGGGCUGCUUCCCUCCACUGUGUCUCAGCCGCAGAUCUCAGCCUCCCUGCCAGGGACCAGAUCCUGCCCAUCGCAAACGGGCCUCAUCCAUCCCUCACUCUCUGGCCCCUGAGGACUGGAAACCAACCAAGGCCCAGCAGGCCUUGCAGGACCCAGCCUCCUCCUGUCGCUUAAAGACUAGGCAGAGCCUCUGCCUGAAACCCCAGUCCCGUCCCGUCCCCCGUGGCCCCCUUGCAACACCCACCCAGCCCCCUUCUCCCCCCUCCCCACAGGCACUUCUUCCUUUUUAAAAAUAUUUUUAUUAGGAAUUUAAACAAAUCAUAUAAUCUUAAAACAUAUCAUCCUUAAUCCCCCCCCCAUUUCCUCCCCCCCCCCAUUAAACAACCCACCCUUCCCACCCCCUGGCUUCCCUCAGUUCCAAUCUCUGGUUUCUCUAUAAAUGCUAUUCUCUGCAUGUUACAAAAUUGUGUAGAUCCUUAAUUUAUCUGACUGGUUAUUAUUAGUAAAAAGUUUGUGAGUGUUUAUUCAAAGCCUGCCAAGGAGUCCAGUUCACUUUGUUGCAUCUUUAAAUACUUUGUAAAAGGUUCCCAUUCGUCUUUGAAGUCACAGAUAUCCUUGUCCUGUAAUUUGUGUGUCAAUUUUGCCAAUUCUGCAUAGUCCAUCAGUUUCUCUUGCCAUAGUUCUUUAGUCGGGGUUUCCUCACUCUUCCUUCGUUGUGCUAUUAAGACUCUUGCCGCCGUUGUCACGUACGUGAAGAUAUUUUUCAACUUCCUUGGCAAGUCUUUUCCUACAAUCCCUAGCAAAAAUGCUUCAGGUUUUUAAACAAAUGUUAGAUGGAACAUUAUCUUCAAUUCAUUGUCACAGGCGCUUCUUCCGAUCCCCGAACUUUGAUGGCUGGUACCGCCAGAGGCACCGGGAGAUGAUGCAGAAGUUGGAGGCCCUGCACUUGGAAGCCAUCUCGGAGGCGGUGCGUGCAGAAUGGGGGGUGGUGAAGGGAGGCUCCUGCAUCAAGGGGCGGCUGCCCACACGUCCCCCUUGCGCUUGGGGCUGCUACACUUGGGGCAAUCUCAGCCCUCGGGGUUUGCUGCUUUUGCUGCGGCCAGCAAAGUCUUGUGAGGCCCGUGCUUUCCUGGGUGAUUCAGCCUCCGACAAGCAGCAGUGGUCCGUCCCCCCCGUCCCCCCGACUGCUGCUUUACCUGGCCAGGUUUCCUGGGGGGAGAUCAGAGCUGGGCUUGCGUCACCCUCUUCAGGCAGCAGCAAGGCUGGAAAGGAGCUGGGCAUUUCCGUCUAUAAGACAAGGCUUUUGUAUUAAAAAAAUAAUGUUUAAAAUUGUGGGUCAUCUUAGACACGGAUAGUGCAUAGGGGGGACGUGGGACAGGUUGCUUCCGUGAGCCGGAGAUUUUCAGCGGCUGUUGGGCAUGUUAUUGCUGGCUGUGGCAAGGGCUGGUGUUGAUUGGCUGUCACGGCAGCAAUUUGGUGGGCAAUUGGCGGCCUCUGUCAGCAAGGGGACAGGCACUAGGUGGCUUUAGCCAUGCGUGCAAGUUUUCGCGUAGGUCAUGUGGGUGAGCGAUUUUCAGCUAUUCCUCCUUUAGAAAAAGCUCAACACUCAACAACUCUGGGCAAUCUCCCCCCCCCAUGAUAAAAAUGAUGAAGAAUACGGUAUUUCUUCGCAGUCCGCUUGAGGGCUUUGCAGAGUCAAGGCACCUGCUCAGCAUUUUGCAAAGAGCCAAGCAGGACACACUUGGGCUCCAGCUGAGUCGGGCUCAGGUUUGCCCAGACAGCCCCCCCCCCCCCCGUGCUUUGCAAGAUUCCUAGCAGGUGCGCCAGAAAGUGGCCCCCGGAUCAGGGCCAUUGCCAUUGCCCAGCCCUGCUCUGGGGAGGAGGAGGAGGAAGCAAGGAAGCGUCUUCCCAGCUGAGUCGGCUUCUUUUCCCACAGAACAUCCGGGCCUGGGUGAAGGACAAGUCUGAGGUUGAGGUGGUCGACCUGGUCCUGAAGCUCCAGGAGAAGCUGGUAAGCAGGAUGCUCCCAAGUGAGUUGCACCUGAUGGGUGCAAGGUGCUCGGAUCGGGGUUCUCUCCUCGAGGGAGCAGAGCGGAGCCUGGCUGGCUGGCUGGCCCCUCCAGACUCUGGCCAGGCCUGUUUCAGCCUUGGGAAUCCCCUAAGAAAAUCUCAGCGGACAAGAGUCAGGGCUAAACUCCUACAGAUCCCUCCGCUGAACUUUUGCAUGUGGGCAAUAACUGGAAUCCUGAAGGAGGAGGAGACUCUCUUGGGUCGUUGGGCGAUGUGUUGGUCCCCGUCUGUGGGGACAGGCAGGCAAGUGGUGCCUGGUGUGCAUCCCUGCUGCGAAAGGGGGAGAGGAGCAGCUUCUCUCAAGGUGGGCACUUGGUAUGUCAGAAAGAAAUGGCGAUACAGACGUUUAAAAGGAUGUGCUGUCCAGUUCACGGGGUGGCUUCAGUCAGUCACUUUUAGUGACCUGAUUCUGCCUCUCCCAGUGGACUGGUCUUCAGAAUAUAAGAGCCUGAGACUGGAUCAGGCCACAGGGGCCUAUCUCGGCCAGUAUCCUGUCCUUACAGUGGGCAUCCAGCUGCCCCCCCCCAAGGGCAAGUCCACAAGAAGGAUCUUGGCCCAGGAGCAGCCUUCUCCCCUCCUGCACUUUCCAGUAAAUGGUGCGCAGUGGAGCGUUCCCAAAGCAAAGGAAGGAUUAGACUCUGAUUAAUAGAAUACACACAGAGGCUUGACCAGCAAGACUCUGGGAGGGGUGCGUGUAAUAAUCUGUGCCUCCACCCCUUGGCCCAGGUCGUUUUAUUCAUAAAAUAACUAUUUACACAGCGUUCGUAAGAACCAAUCAGAUAUCCUCUGAGCGUUUCAAAAAACCCCACGUGGGACAAAGUUACACUACAAAAGCUAAUUUAAGCAUGCAUACUUCUAGGGUAAAUAAAACAACUAAAAAGGAAGAAUGCAUUCAACAACCCCGGAGGUCAUAAACAAGCAAUAAAUACAGAGGAAGGAUGGCAAGGAGAUAGGGAUUUUUAUCACCUUCCUGUGAAACUAUUUCCAGGCCCUAAGAUUAACCAAACCAAGGAAGGGUACAUCAAAAAAACUACCUAUUAUCUUUCUGUACUGAGGAUGCCUGAUGAAGCAACUGGCCUGUGUUUCAGAAUGCUUAUACGUGCCUGUCAGGCGUAGAGAAAUGGGCAGUAGAGGAAAUGGCCGGAAAUGCUGAGGCUUGUAGGAUUUGAUCAGAAAUUAUUGUCAAUGAAUCGAACACAGUCAAUGCCAUGCUUUCAUAGCUGAUGCAUAUUUUAUAAUUCCUCAUAGUAAUCCCAUCUGAUCCCCACACUCUGGACAUGUGCAGAAGCAUUUCUUCCUCUGACUGUGGAGGCCAGAGCUGAGCUCUCAGGGCUCGUCCCCACCCAGAGCUGCCUCCUCCUCCUCCUCCUCCACGAAUGGGUCUAAUCCUCUUUUGAAGCCCUCUAGGCUGGUGGCCACGGCCACCUCCUGGGGCAGGGAGUUCCAGAGUCCAUCUCUGUCUGCUUAACUCUUGCGCCUUGCCUCCCCCGCCAGGUGCGCGCCAGGUGCCACCGCCUCCCCGUGAAGGAGGAGGUUCUGCAUCGGGUGGGCCUCUACAUCGCCACCAUCAUUGGGUCGCUCCCUGAGGACCUCCAGGCCGUCCUGGGCCCCCAGUAGAGGCCGCCUGGGCCAGAGGAACCCGACGGCGGGGAGGCAGCUGCCCCCCAUCUUGGCAGGCUGGGCCUGGAGUGGGGCGCCCCGUGGGCUCUUGGAGGGGGCCGCCCUUCCUCCCCACAGAAGCUCUUCUGCCUGCAGGACCCUCUCCUUGGCCCAAGGAUGGUCUCCUGCCCGUUGCUGCGCCCACAUCUCCCCUGUGCCAGAGAAGGGAGAAAUGUCUCCCGCCAGGCAGACGGUGGCCCUGACGUGAGGGCAAGUGGCAGCCCCUCCACCCUGCCCCCCAAAACCCCUUCUCCCUCCACGUGUGUCUGGAUGUGCCUGCUGUGCAGUGGCGGUAAAUGAAUAAGUGUUGGUUGUCAGGAUCCUUUGCUGCUGAGCUUUGCCUCGGCCAUCUUUAUUUAUUGCCUUUUUACACCCCCCUUGUCUAAGCCAAAGGUUCCCAAUGUGGGGGGUAGUGCCCCCCUUUGGGGGGCAGUGAGAUUCCCUGGCGGGGCGCUGGAGGAACAAAGGACCACCAGUCUUUGAAACGCUGGCGUCGCUGGAUCCAGUUCACCCGCUUUGUUGAAUUAAACUCAGUCGUUUUAACAGGCUUUGGAAUAAAUGUGCAAUUAAUUGUUC